Molecule: messenger RNA, 2791 nt
Organism: Hibiscus syriacus
Lineage: Eukaryota; Viridiplantae; Streptophyta; Magnoliopsida; Malvales; Malvaceae
Product: protein NETWORKED 2D-like
Exons: 2
Coding region: 85-2775 (896 amino acids)
Molecular function (GO): actin binding
Source: RefSeq, a predicted model, not a curated record
GAAGACUCUUAAUUUACCUUAAAAACUAAAACUUUCCUCUGCAAGCUGCUUUACUGGUUUUGUUCUUAAAAAAGGGAAGCAAAGAUGUUGCAAAGAGCUGCUAGCAAUGCCUACUCAUGGUGGAUGGCUAGCCAUAUCAGAACAAAGCAAUCAAAAUGGAUGGAACAAAACCUUCAAGAUAUGGAGGAAAAGGUAACUGCAGUACUUAAACUCAUCCAAGAAGAUGGAGACUCCUUUAUCCAGAAAGCGGAAAUGUACUACAGAAAGAGACCCGAUAUAAUAAGUUUCGUCGAAGAAUUUUUCCGAGCUUACCGUGCCUUGGCUGAAAGAUACGAUCACUUAUCAACCGAGCUACAGAAUGCCAACAACACCAUUGCUUCCAUUUGUCCUGAUCAAGUCCGAGGCUUGGAUGACGACGACGACUUCGAUUGCGAGCCGAGGUUCCCGAAAAAGUCUUCUGAUAACACAGGCAAAGUCCCAAAGGCUCCUAAGGUACCUGUUAAAGAAUUGAAGUUCAUAACUAGUACUAAGAAGAAAGUGCAAGAGAAGAAGGCGUUGAAACCGUCUGCACCUUCGGUUAAGAAGUCCGGUUUGACAAAGGAGAAGGGAAUCGGGGAGAUCGAUCAAAUUCAGAAACGAAUCCUGGCGUUGCAGACGGAGAAGGAAUUUUUUAAGAGUUCUUAUGAGAGUAGAUUGGCUAAGUACAGGGAAGUUGAGAAUGAGAUAAAAGAACUGCAAGUGAAGGUUAAUAGUUUGCAAGAUGAAUUCGGUGAAAGUAAGGUGAUCGAAGAUGACGAUGCUCGGAAUAUAAUGGCGGCGACAGCCUUGAAAUCGUGCAAAGAGACAUUGGAUCAGCUGAAACAGGCACAGGAGAGAUCAGCAGUAGAGUUCGAAGUAGAGCGAAAGAGGACCAAAGUAUCAAGGGAGAAGGUGGAUGCUUUGAAGAAAUUGUUCCUUUCGAUUGAAUCUGCCGCGGAAUUAACAAGGAUCGCAGAAAAAAGGGCGAAAAAAAGAGAAGCGAACGUGCAUAACAUUGUAGAAAAGCAGGAGGACAAUAUGGAGUCGGAGGCUGGCGAUACUGAUUCCGUGGCAGAUGUGGCGGACAAGAUUGAUGUAUUGGUGAAUAAGGUGACGAGCUUAGAAACUACAAAUUUGUCUCAGGCAGCUCUACUUCAGAGAUUAAAAUGGGAAAAUGAUGAAUUUCAAGCCCUUACACAGAGCCUGGAAGAUGGUAAGGCGAACCUGGUCGAUGGAAAGCAGGAUUUGAAGGGGAAGAUGAUCGACUUGGAGCUUAAGUGGCGAGCAAUUCGGGAUUUGAACCAUAGUGUUGAAAACCUGACGAAUAAUAUGCAAUCUCGUCUCAAUGAUGCACAUUCUAAUCUUGAUGAACUUUCCCAGAACGUACAGCCGGUUGAGAAUCUCAAAAGCUCAUCCGCAUUGUGGAAGAACGAAACCAAAGAGAAUCCGAAGAAAGCGAAAGCAGGGAAAGAGUUUUUGAAGCAGAAAGCAGGGAAAGAGUUUUUGGAGCCGAAAGUGACAAGGUCUGAAAGGUCUCAAGAACAUGUUGCAACUGACAGUGCUGAUGCCUCUAAAGAAAUACAUUCUGUCCCGAAAGCCGCAAUUGAAGGAGAUGAGAUUUCUAAGGUUUCCAAAACCUCUGAUUCGAAAGCAAUGGCUCAAAUUGUCGGGCAAGCUUCAUCACUUAUAGCCAACACGGUGUCCAAAUCUGAUUCGAAAGAAAAUGAAGCUGCAUUGUCUCAGGCAUUGGAGGAAACCAAGAAGCAGCUCAUGGAACUCAAAACGAAUCAUCAGAACGAACUGUUCGAGAUAACAUUGGAGUUAAAAGAAUUGAAGGACCUUAUCGCCAAGAAAGACGAACAGAUUCGAUCUUUACGUUUGAAAGCAUGCCGAGGCCAGACCGGUAUUGGUAAGUCCAAGUAUGAAGGAGCUGAUGAAUUCCUAGAAUGUCAUGAAACAAAAUCAAUAGAUCCUCCGGUUAAGAAACAAGUUGAAGAAGUCGAAGAAGAAUUGAUCCCAAAGCCAGUUAACGAGUCCGAACCUAUAUCCGCCACCGAAGAAAAGUUUAGAACCGACCUUGACGAACUGCUAGAAGAGAACUUGGAUUUCUGGUACAGAUUCAGCUCGACAUUAUACGAAGUACAAAAGUACCAAUCUGGGGUUAAAGAUUUAGAGGCCGAGGUAUUAAAACUAGAGGAAAGGCAAAGGAGUGAGGGAAGUAGCACCUCGAAAUACUCGGUAAAAUCAGACGUUCGACCAUUGUAUAAGCACUUGAGAGAAAUGCAGACCGAACUGAAUCUGUGGAUUGAUAAAGCCGAGUCACUGAAAGAGGAGCUGAAGAACAGGUCGGCUUCUUUAUGCGAAAUCCAAGAAGAGAUCACCAAGGCAUUGAAAGCUAGUGCCGAAGACGACGAGAUCCGGUUCACAAGUUACCAGGCGGCCAAGUUCCAAGGCGAAAUACUGAACAUGAAGCAAGAGAACAAGAGGGUGGGCGACGAAUUGCAAGUCGGAUUAGACCUGGCGUUAUCGUUGCAGCGUGAUGCAGAUAGAGCACUGACGAAGUUGAGUGACGAUUGGGGACUAUCGGGUCCGAAGAGCCAUCAAGGCGGCCCGUUGGAAGUUCGUUCGAACGUGCCAUUGAGGUCAUUUAUCUUUGGUACGAAACAAAAGAAACAAAAGACGUCCAUUUUCUCCGUGGUUCAACCUGCACUGCAAAAGAAGCAGCAUAAAUCAGGACAUAGCAGUAGUAGUAGAUAAAUGGUUGGACUCUGAA